Anoplopoma fimbria (sablefish) is the source of this 2214-nucleotide messenger RNA. RefSeq names its product inhibin subunit beta Ab (gene inhbab). Bases 398 to 1603 code for a protein of 401 amino acids. NCBI's taxonomy places the organism in Eukaryota, Metazoa, Chordata, Actinopteri, Perciformes, Anoplopomatidae. Gene Ontology annotation, cellular component: extracellular region. The record is from RefSeq and is a predicted model, not a curated record. Gene Ontology annotation, molecular function: growth factor activity; cytokine activity. Gene Ontology annotation, biological process: BMP signaling pathway; SMAD protein signal transduction. The transcript is spliced from 2 exons.
CACCGAACUAUCAGGACCGGAACCAUCAGGACCAGAACCAUCGGGAUACAUUAGGACCAGGUCUGCAACACCUUAGAGAUUCAAAGACCUGCCUGAGGACCAGACUGAGGGCCAAAUCACCAGUGUGCUGCUCCUCUGUGAACUCUGCAGACAAUCUGUGAGGAUUUUGAAGUUCACCGUGAGCUGCUGACCUCUUCAUGUUUCUGUUGCAUCUCCUCACUCACCUCAAACAUCAGAAAGACUCUACUGCUGGACUCUACUGCGUGUGAGGUUUCGAUCUAAAGGAAUUUGAACUGUUCACCAGCUGCUUCCUGUUUCAGAUACUCACUCUUCAAACUGUACUCAUAUUGUCUCUACUGUGAGACUGUUGGAGCAUCAGUGUCAGUCGGCGGCCAUCAUGUCCUCUCAGUUUUCUGUGUUCUUCUUCAUGGCUGUCGGUCUUCUCGUUGACGCCUCUCCCACAGUCUCUCCUGCUCUUAAGGUUGAUAUGGCUUCUCGGCUUCAGGAGGGGGCGCCAUCUUCAGACUGUCCGUCCUGCUCUCUGCUUCAGAUGAGGACGAACUCGUCUUCAUCAGGAGGACAGAACGACAUGGUGGAGGCUGUGAAGCUUCAUAUUCUCAAUAUGCUGCACCUGAGCACUCGGCCCAACCUGACACAGCCAGUCCCUCGCGCAGCGUUGCUUAACGCCAUCAAGAAGCUGCAUGUUGGCCGCGUGGCUGAAGACGGCAGCGUGGAGAUCCAGGAGGAGGGCCGGGGCCCCUGGCCCCCAACACCACCUGAACCACCAUCUGAAAUUAUUACCUUUGCAGAGCCAGGAGACUCUUUCAACAUGGUGACCUUUGACAUUUCGAAGGAGGGCAGCGGCUCGUCCGUGGUGGAACAGGCGAAUGUCUGGAUCUUCCUGAAGAUGUCAAAGGCAAACCGAGUGAAAGGCAAAGUGACGCUGCGGCUGCUUCAGCUUCAUCAUGAGAAUGAUGAUGAGAAGGAAGAGUGUGUUUCAGAGAAGAUGGUGGACAUUCGUCGCAGCGGCUGGCACACCCUGGCGGUCUCCCGCAGUGUUCAGACUCUGCUGGACGGCGGCAGCAGCUCGCUCAGCCUGCGGGUUUCCUGCCCGCUGUGCUCCGAGGCCGGAGCCUCGCCUAUCCUGGUGCCUGCCGCCGGCGAGCGAGCCGGUGGGAGGGAUCAGUCUCACCGUCCGUUCCUCAUGGUCGCACUGCGAGCUGAAGAAGCGGCUCAACGACGAUUCAAACGAGGUCUGGAGUGUGACGGGAAAAUACGGGUCUGCUGCAAACGACAGUUUUACGUGAAUUUCAAAGAUAUUGGCUGGAACGACUGGAUUAUCGCUCCCUCUGGUUACCAUGCCAACUACUGCGAGGGCGACUGUCCAAACCACAUGGCGAGUUUCAGUGGCUCAUCCCUUUCUUUCCAUUCAACGGUCAUCAAUCAUUAUCGGAUGAGGGGCUACAGCCCGUUUCAAAACAUCAAGUCAUGCUGCGUGCCAACGAGGCUGCGUGCGAUGUCAAUGCUGUAUUACAACGAAGAGCAGAAGAUCAUCAAGAAGGACAUCCAGGACAUGAUUGUGGAUGAGUGCGGCUGUUCGUAAACACUCAUAAAGAUGUAAGAAACACUUCCUGCUUCCCGCAGGAAAAAUAUCAGUCCAGCACUUUCCCAGUAAAGAUGAAGUAUUUAUGUUUAGUGACGAACCAUUGUAUUUCUUAUUGGGAGAGACUCUUUUCCACAUUGGAACUACCUGAGAAUACUAUGCAACAGUCAAACCUGAUCCGUCUACAUUUAUAUGUGUGAUUUCUCUGUUGUAAUCCAGUGUUUGUCCAUUGUUUUCUAUUGUUAAGGUUCUGCCUGUGUAAAGACUUUUGAUGCUGUUGAGAUACUUGAAAGAGAUGUAUUAAAGCCGGCUGCUGGAGCAAAACAUUAUGAGUAUCAAUAUUAUAAUAUUAUUAUAUAAGUUGAAUGUUGAUAGUUCCACACAUUCCUGGUAGAUAUUUAGAUUCAGAAGGAAGCCAAAGACCUGGAUGUUGAAAGUAAAUUAACUAGACAAUGUGUCAGUUAACGAGCUGAGAGUAUAUUAACUAGACAAUGUGUCAGUUAACGAGCUGAGAGUAUAUUAACUAGACAAUGUGUCAGUUAACGAGCUGAGAGUAUAUUAACUAGACAAUGUGUCAGUUAACGAGCUGAGAGUAUAUUAACUAGACAAUG